ACGUCCAAUUUGUUUUUUAACCCUGAGGGCGACGAUUGUAGUCCAGAUGAUGACGAUCCUGAUUCUGAUAGUGAUAGUUCUCACAGCGACCGUUUGAGUUCUAGUGACGAGAGAGACAGUGAAAGUGACCAUGAAGAAAUUAAUGAACCUUUGAACUCACCUCUAUAUAAUGGAUCUCCGAUUACAAUUGGCGAAAGUAUCUUGUCUCUUCUAAUGCUAGUAAUACGGCAUAAAAUAAGUCACGUUCUAUUAACUGAUAUUAUCAAGAUUAUUAGUCUUCAUUGCCCUAUCCCGAAUUUUUUCCCAAGAACUUUAUAUAAAUUCAGAAAAUUCUUCAGUGAGUUUGGUUUGCCAAUAAGACGUCACUACUUUUGUUCCAUCUGUUUUUCCAAGUUGGAAAAUUCUACAAGCAAUAUUGAAAAAUGUAAGGAUGCCAAACAAUGUUAUUUUAUUGAGCUUCCGUUAAUUGCCCAAUUAUUACGUUUGUUUAAACGCGAAGGAUUUUAUAAUUUGUUAAAUACUCGAUUUGACCGUCAACAUGAUCCCCUGAAAAUAAAAGUGAUAUUUGGGAUGGUGAAAUUUAUAAAAAUCUUAGUUCUCCGAAUCAAUUUUUAUCAAACCGCAAUAACAUCUCUUUCACGUGGAAUACGGAUGGAAUUGAUUUAUAUAAAUCAUCCAAAUUCAUUAUCGUUUUCAUUGCGAUCGCAAUUGAAAAACGUUUUGAUUGCUGGGUUUUGGUUUGGCCCCACGAAACCUAAAGCUAACGUCUUUAUGAAUUCAUUCCGUCAGAGAAUUGAAAAUAUUUACAGCGGUAUUUUUGUGAGAAUUCCUAAUCAUCCGAACGCCAUAAAAGUUAGAGGGAUGAUAAUUUGUGGAACGUGUGAUUUACCGGCAAAAACAUGUUUCUUAAAUAUGAAAGGGCACAACGGGAUUUACGGUUGCUGUAAAUGCAAAAUCAAAAGUCAGAAAGAAGGUAAGACUCGAGUUUUCCCUUACGAGGAACAAAUGAAUCCAAGGGCUACUGAAGAAACUGUUCAGCAGGGAGAACGAGCGUUCGAGACUGGAGAAUCGGUUGAAGGUGUCAAAGGACCAACGACAUUGUCUAAAAUCGUUUUAGAUUUUAUUGACACCACGAGUAUCGACUCAAUGCAUUGUGUUUUUCUUGGCAUUGUCAAACAACUCAUGCGUCUUUGGUUGGACUCAAAAUUUCAUAAAUCUACCUUUUCUCUACGCGGCCACAUAAAUUACAUCAAUCAAACUAUAAAAAAUAUAAAUCCACCUUCUUUUACUCACCGAUUGCCUCGAUCAGUAUCGGAUUUCAAAUAUUGGAAAGCUUCUGAAAUGAAAUACUGGCUUCUGUAUUACUCC
Cotesia congregata is the source of this 1368-nucleotide messenger RNA. Lineage: Eukaryota; Metazoa; Arthropoda; Insecta; Hymenoptera; Braconidae. The record is from the annotation of a GenBank genome assembly.